This is a messenger RNA of Cottoperca gobio, 3043 nucleotides long. It is a transcript of the gene cax2, whose product is annotated as cation/H+ exchanger protein 2. The transcript is spliced from 20 exons. Gene Ontology annotation, molecular function: calcium:proton antiporter activity. Bases 129 to 2393 code for a protein of 754 amino acids. The record is from RefSeq and is a predicted model, not a curated record. Lineage: Eukaryota; Metazoa; Chordata; Actinopteri; Perciformes; Bovichtidae. Gene Ontology annotation, cellular component: membrane; endomembrane system. Gene Ontology annotation, biological process: intracellular calcium ion homeostasis; calcium ion transmembrane transport.
CAAUUCAAAGCGGUCUAAUCCUCCGUGGUGAAUCAGUGCGUCCUCUUUGCUGGAGCGACGUCUGAGUUGACUGAGAUGAGAACCAAGAUACCGUGAAGUGUUUCUUUCUUUCUUUUUUACCGGCGGAGAUGUCUCUGUCAGCCGCACACAGCUCAGACACGAGCAGCCGGAGGAGAAGGCCGCCUGAACACACUCAAGAUCUUCAAUGGGAGCAUGAUUCCCAGGCUGGUCACAAUCAUGAACAGAUCCAUGACCGAUUGUGUGGAGUUCCACAAACACAUUCAACAGACACUCCGUCUUCACAUCACUCCAUAUGUCCUGCACUGUGCACAACAAAAUGCAUGCCUGCACAUGCAUGUCCAAACCAUCAUACCUGUGAUGAUAGCUGGGAGGAGAUCCAAAGCAAGAGAACCAUCAGAGCGGAGAAUGAAGUCGAAGCCAACAAACUGGUCAACAACUACAGGUUUGGUUUCAGAAAGUGGAAGAGCCAUGUGACGGAGCGUCCAUUUGAAGUCCGAUCAGAGGUUGUGAAAGAGCUCUACUCUGAACUGAAUGUCAUUAAACCAUAUUCAGGUCAUCUCAUCACAUUCGGAAACGUAGCAUAUGUGCUUCUCUUCGGUUGGUGGGUCUCUCUGGCAUAUUUCCUGAUCGGCCUACUUAUGUACAUCACUAUCACGGGUGUACCGUAUGGCAAGCUUUGCUGGAGGUUGUCCUGCUACUUCCUGUGGCCAUUCGGCAAGUCAAUCCACGAGAUUGGAAAUACAUUGAGGAGAUGUUGUGACCAAGCACCAGACUGUGAGUGUAAUUUAGAGGGGACAGCUGAUAACUCGCCAGUUCUGCUGCCUUCACCCACAGAGGUGCCAAUCCCAGAGCUGCCAGGACGACCUCUGCACACGCCCUACUGGCAUCGUUUCUCCACCUAUGUGUGGCUGCUGCUGGGAUAUCCUCCUUUGGUGGUCAUCCACUCCCUGGCCUGCUUCCUCUCCUGGAUCCUGGUCUUCACCAUCCCUGUUUUCAAGAUGAAUGCACGAACACUGGGCGUCAUCCUUCUCUUGGCUCCUGAGGAUGUCUCUGUCUCCACCUGCACACAGAGGAAGCAUCAAGUCUAUGAGACCAGAGCACUGCUGUGCUGCUACCACGCUGCAAACUGGUACUACUAUAAGUACACUGUGGACGGGAUCAAUGUGUUCGCUGUCAACCUCCUCCCACUAGUAAUAGUUGCCAUGGUAAUUGGAUAUAUUGACAGAGAAAACCAGUACGCCAGCUCUGAUGUCAAGUUCGCCAUAGCAAUCUGCUCCAUCAUACCUCUGUCUUAUUAUAUCGGUAUGGGCAUUGCCAGUAUCUCAGCCCAGAGUAACUUUGCAGUGGGUGCAGUGGUGAACGCCACGUUCGGCUCCAUCACAGAGUUGACCUUUUACAUCACAGCACUGAUCAGAGGUCACCGGGCUGCCAACCCGUGUCUGCAGGAGGUUGUUAAAGCAGCAUUGACUGGCACGCUGCUCGGAUGCAUCCUCUUCAUCCCUGGCGUCUGCAUGAUAAUCGGAGGGCUGAAACACAGUGAGCAAAGAUUCAACAGUCGCUCUACUGGAGUGAGCGCUGCGUUGCUUUUCAUCUCUGUUGGAGGUGUGUUUGCUCCCACGCUGUUCUCAAAGGCUUAUGGAAAUCUGGUGUGCGACGCCUGCACCAACUCCACUGGAGGAAACAGCAGCGGGACGUUUGUCUGCCACAACUGCCACUACGAUCUGAACAACGGUACAUUGUUCCGCAACCAUGUUGAGCCACUGGUGUACACAGUGUCUGUGCUCUUGCCAGUUGCCUACCUCAUUGGUCUGAUAUUCACGCUGAAGACGCACUCCCACAUUUAUGACAUCCAUGUUGGAGAAGGACGGGAGACUGGCCACCAUGGAGCAGUGGUCCACUGGUCACGGUGGAGGUCUCUGGUCAUCCUCAUCAUGGCCACUGUGCUCACGUCUGCUUGUGCCGAUCUUGUCACCGAACACAUCCAGCCCAUACUAAACCAGCCCAACAUCUCUCAGUAUUUCAUUGGGGUGACAGUUCUCGCUAUGGUUCCUGAGAUCCCAGAGAUUGUUAAUGGGAUCCAGUUUGCUCUCCAAAACAACAUCAGUCUUAGCUUGGAGGUGGGAAGCUGUAUUGCUGUUCAGGUCUGCAUGCUACAGAUUCCAAUUCUGGUAUUAUUUAAUGCCUUCUACGAUGUGGGAUUUGUGCUGUUAUUUAGUGACAUGCACCUGUGGGCCAGUAUCUUCAGUGUGAUUCUUGUCAACUACAUCUUCAUGGAUGGCAAGUCUGAUUAUUUUCAGGGUACAGCUCUGGUGGUUGUCUACCUUAUUCUGCUGGCUAUGUAUUACUUUGCUCCAUCUCCAGCAGGCUGCUGACUGUCGGACUGAGACUUUUCAGCCCAAGUUACACUUUUGUUUUUAAGCCGGAGGGACUCUAAAUGUGCAAAUUCAUUACCACUCCCUGUUGAUGAGAUUUUAUCCUGACAGUCAUGACUGAAUCCUGAGAUGGGCUUUUUAUUGUUUUAAUUCUCAUGCCGUUUCCUAAAUUAUACAAAUAACAAAACUAAGCAUAUUAAUCUCAGGUAGGUACUUGUUGUACAAUAUUACUACUGUAAAAAUAUAGUUUGUAAGCUAACAUGCAUAACGUGUUCUCAAACUCGUACGUUUUUAUGGUCUUUGUAAACUGUGGUGAAAGAAAACAUUUAUUUUUACAAUACACAUGAGUAUUUUAAUGUAAAGUACCUGCACUAAUGCUAUUGUUGAAAAAGGUACUGUUAUAAUGUAUUUUGUAUAGUUUAACUCCAAAAUGUUGAAUGGUACAUGUCUGUUAGAGAUUAUGUUGAUGUACGUGACAUUAUUUUGGAUAAAACACUGGCACCCUAUAUUUGGAAAGAGUGGCAUGGCUUAGAACAAUAACUAUCUGUCAAUACAACAUUUUGAAAAACUGGCUGCCUGUGUUUUUAUUUUUGGUACAGACAGGAAUUACAAAACAUAAUGUACAUUACAGCCAUAAUUGCUUGUGAGGA